Molecule: messenger RNA, 1086 nt
Organism: Pundamilia nyererei
Lineage: Eukaryota; Metazoa; Chordata; Actinopteri; Cichliformes; Cichlidae
Product: cytosolic non-specific dipeptidase-like
Exons: 9
Biological process (GO): proteolysis
Cellular component (GO): cytosol
Molecular function (GO): dipeptidase activity
Source: RefSeq, a predicted model, not a curated record
CUUCCCUCGGGAGAGGAGAUCCCCCUGCCUCCUAUCAUCCUGGGGCAGUUAGGAUCAGACCCAGCAAAGAAGACGGUGUGUAUUUACGGGCACCUUGAUGUUCAGCCAGCAAACAUCAGUGACGGCUGGGACACAGAGCCUUUUACUCUGGUGGAGAAAGACGCGUAUCAGAAGAUCGGAAAGGACCUUCCCAUCAACAUCAAAUUCUGCUUCGAGGGGAUGGAAGAAUCUGGAUCUGAGGGUCUGGAUGAUCUUGUGUUUUCUAGAAAGGACACUUUCUUUAAAGACGUGGACUACAUCUGCAUCUCUGACAACGACUGGCUGGGGGUGUUUGGUGGCUCUGUUCAUGAGGCCAUGACUGACCUCAUCGCACUUAUGGGCUCCCUGGUUGACAAAAGGGGUAAGAUUUUGGUUCCUGGGAUCUAUGACAGUGUGGCGCCUCUGACAGCAGAGGAGCAAAAGCUGUACGAGAAGAUCGACUUUGACUUGGAUGAGUACUGUAAAGAUGGCGGGGUUGAACAGCUGCUGCAUGACACAAAGGAGCAAAUCCUCAUGCACCGCUGGAGAUAUCCUUCUCUUUCCCUUCAUGGUAUUGAGGGGGCUUUCUCUGAAGCAGGAGCCAAGACGGUUAUUCCUCGCAAGGUCAUCGGCAAGUUUUCCAUCCGCCUUGUGCCUGACAUGGACCCCAAAGUUGUGAAGAAGCAGGUCAUCGAUCAUCUGCAGAAGAGGUUUGCUGAACUGGGAACCCCCAAUAAACUGAAAGUGACAGGGGACAGCGGUGCCAAAGCCUGGGUCUCAGACUUCAACCACCCACACUACAUGGCAGGGAGAAAGGCCAUAAAGACAGUCUUCGGGGUCGAGCCUGAUCUGACUCGCGAGGGCGGCAGCAUCCCAGUCACCCUGACCUUCCAGGAGGCCACAGGCCGUAAUGUCAUGCUGCUUCCUAUAGGGUCCUCUGAUGAUGGAGCUCACUCUCAGAAUGAAAAGAUCAACAGAUCAAACUACAUUCAGGGAGUCAAGCUGCUGGGAGCAUACUUCCAUGAGGUCUCUCUGCUGGAGUGAUUUGAUGGUUUCUCAUAAUGACAG